Messenger RNA from Hypoxylon trugodes, 2045 nucleotides. RefSeq lists its product as uncharacterized. Bases 216 to 1682 code for a protein of 488 amino acids. The record is from RefSeq and is a predicted model, not a curated record. Gene Ontology annotation, molecular function: succinate-CoA ligase (ADP-forming) activity. NCBI's taxonomy places the organism in Eukaryota, Fungi, Ascomycota, Sordariomycetes, Xylariales, Hypoxylaceae. Gene Ontology annotation, biological process: succinyl-CoA metabolic process; tricarboxylic acid cycle. Gene Ontology annotation, cellular component: succinate-CoA ligase complex. The transcript has 2 exons.
UGGCACCAAAUCCUACAUGUAUCCUCGCCUUUCAGCUCCGGACCUUGAUAAUCCAAAUUUGGUCACUUCCUCUUCCACACUUGUGAUUCCAACUUGGAAUUAUAGAAAAGAAUACAAUUGCUGAUUUUCCCUGUUUCCUAGCAACGAUUAACAAAGGACGGAACUCAACACAUACCUCUCUCGCAUCAUAACUUUUUCCCCUCACCACCACAAGAAUGUCCGCCAAGUCUAUUUUCGAGGCCGACGGCAAGGCCAUUCUCAACUACCACCUUACUCGUGCUCCCGUUAUCAAGCCGAGUCCUCUUCCCAAGCCGACCACGCACAACCCCCCGCCGAGAUUAGCCUCGCUCUACUUCCCCGAGGACGCUGAUGUCAACGCGGUGCUAAACCAAGCCGAAAUCACCUACCCGUGGCUGCUUCACGCCGGCGCCAAGUUCGUUGCGAAGCCUGACCAGCUGAUCAAGCGACGAGGCAAGAGCGGUCUUCUUGCUCUGAACAAGACCUGGCCCGAGGCGAAGGCUUGGGUUGCUGAGCGUGCGGGUAAGGUGCAGAAGGUAGAGCACACAGAAGGUGCUCUGCGCCAGUUCCUCGUCGAGCCUUUCGUGCCUCACCCGGAAGGUACCGAAUACUAUAUCAACAUAAAUUCAGUCCGAGAUGGCGACUGGAUUCUAUUCACCCACGAGGGUGGUGUUGAUGUUGGUGAUGUCGAUGCUAAGGCCGAGAAGCUCCUCAUCCCUGUCGACCUUUCACAAUAUCCCUCCAACGAGGAGAUCGCCAACACGUUGUUGAAGAAGGUUCCCCAGGGUGUUCACAAUGUUCUGGUUGACUUCAUCACCCGCUUGUACGCCGUCUACGUGGACUGCCAGUUCACCUACCUUGAGAUCAACCCCUUAGUCGUCAUCCCCAACGCCGACGCCACCUCCGCUGAUGUCUUCUUCCUCGAUCUUGCUGCUAAGUUAGAUCAAACUGCCGACUUUGAGUGCGGUGUCAAAUGGGCUAUUGCGCGAUCCCCUGCUAACCUUGGUAUCACCGCUGUCUCGAGCGCGGGUGACAAGGUUAGCGUCGAUGCUGGCCCACCGAUGGAGUUCCCUGCUCCUUUCGGCCGUGAGCUAUCUAAGGAGGAAGCCUACAUUGCUGAGCUGGAUGCUAAGACUGGUGCUUCCUUGAAGCUUACCGUACUAAACCCCAACGGUCGCAUCUGGACUUUGGUUGCUGGUGGUGGUGCCUCCGUCGUCUACGCCGAUGCCAUCGCAUCUGCUGGUUUCGCUGACGACCUCGCCAACUACGGUGAAUAUUCCGGUGCUCCUACUGAAUCUCAAACAUACUACUACGCCCGAACCGUAUUGGACCUGAUGCUCCGCGCUCCCAUGAGCCCCAAGGGCAAGGUUCUGUUCAUCGGUGGUGGUAUUGCCAACUUCACAAACGUCGCUUCCACAUUCAAGGGUGUCAUCCGGGCACUCCGAGAAUACGCCAAGCAACUUAACGAGCACAACGUCCAAAUUUGGGUGCGUCGUGCUGGUCCCAACUACCAGGAGGGUCUUAAGAACAUGAAGGCCGCCACGCAAGAACUCGGCCUAAACGCCAAGAUCUUCGGCCCUGAGAUACACGUUUCCGGUAUCGUCCCUCUUGCGCUCGUCCCUGGCCGAUGGGAAGAGAGCAAGCUCCAAGAAUUCCAGGGUUAAGCGCCAUUUGAGUUGUAUAAGUCAUAUUCCCCUGCUUACUUAGGUGUAACGGACGUGCAAAUAUCGCAAUGACGGAAUGGUUUUAUAGGUGGCUACCUAGUCGCGGUUAUGUACACUGAAAAUUAAAGAUUUAGAUCUAGUUAACCUAGGCCUUGAUCAUUUGAGCAUGGAGCCAGAAUGGGUGGCUAGUUCAGCUAGUUAUAGAGGCGUCUUCAAGAGAAAAAUAAAAUAGAGUGGCGUCAUUUCUGCCUUCCUUUACUUCUGCCUACUUGCGAUCAAUCAUGAACAACUUGAAUGUUCUAUUCAGUAAAUACUAGAAUGUCACCUACGUGAGCUUGUUAGUGAGUGGCACAUAUGACAUAU